UUUUUCAUAUUUUUAGCCCUUUUAUAUUUCUAAAUUAAUAAAUAAACGUAGACAAGAUUUAUUCUCUACUUUGUCCUUGUCUAUGCCUAACAAUAUCUAGGGCAAAAAUAAAAUUAAAACUAAAAUCAAAUAAUCCAAUAAGACUAAAACUAAUCAAAAUAGCUACAAUUGCAAACCCUAACUUUAGUCUAUAUUUUUGGCCUAGAUAUUGUUAGGCAUAGACAAGGACAAAGUAGAGAAUAAAUCUUGUCUUUUUUUUUAUUUAUUAAUUUAAAAGCACAACAACAAAUGCCAAAAUUCCAUUCAAUUAUUUCAAGAUUUAUUAUUCAUAUUGGCAUAUAUCCUUCAAGUUGUCCUAUUUGUUGUCCUAUUGACCAAUUAAGCUUAAGCCCUUCAUCUAUAUAUGUUCACUUCUUCGUUCAUUUUUUCAAUACAUAGGCAAAAAAAAACACUUGAAAUUUUCUUAAUAAUAAUAUGGAAGUAGUUAUGGUUCCUUACCUAUUAGCUCUACUAUUCCUCCCUCUCUGUUUAAUGUUCAUCCUCCGUAAACGCGAUUCGAGUAGUAAAAGCCUUCCACCAGGAACUUGUGGAUGGCCAUUGUUAGGAGAAAACGUGGAGUUUGCUCUUUUAGGCCCUCAGAAAUUCAUCAAAGAUAGGAUGGAGAAGUACUCGGCCCAAGUGUUUCAAACAUCAAUCAUGGGAGAGAAAAUGGCAUUCUUCUGUGGUGCACAAGGGAACAAGUUCUUGUUCUCAAGUGAGAACAAACUUGUCACCUCAUGGUGGCCACAAUCGAUGAAGAAGGCGUUGCUUUUCCCUGAAUUCGUAGAGAGUUCAUUGAAACAAGUAUCGGCUUUAAAACGUAGUUUUCUUCAUGACAUUCUUAAGCCUGAGGCUCUAAAACAAUACAUUCCACUUAUGGAUGCAAUGGCUCGCCAACAUUUACAUCAAAAUUGGGAUUCUAAUAGAGUAGUCACAGUUUUCCCUUUAUCGAAGAAGUACACAUUUGAUUUAGCAUGUCGAUUGUUCAUGAGUCUCGUUGAUCCUGAAGAAAUUAAGAGAUUGGCUGAUCCUUUUACUCUUGUUACCAAUGGGAUGUUCUCAAUGCCUAUUGAUUUGCCCGGAACAGCUUAUCAUCGCGCUAUCAAAGGGGGGACGAUGGUGAGGGAUGAACUUAUGAGGAUCAUAACACAGAGGAGAAAGGAAUUGACAGAGAAUCAAGAGACAUCAGGCAGAGACUUGUUGUCGAAAAUGCUACUUGUUACUGAUGAAGACGGACAAUUCAUGAGUGAAAUGGAGAUUUCAAACAACAUAAUAGGAAUGCUAGUCGCGAGCUUUGAGACUACUAGUAGUGCAGUCACGAGUGUACUAAAGUACCUCGCUGAACUUCCCCACGUUUACGAUCAAGUUUACAGAGAGCAAAUGGCAAUUGCAAAGUCAAAAGGAGCAGAGGAUUUGUUAACGUGGGAGGACAUUGAGAAGAUGAAGUAUUCAUGGAAUGCAGCUCGCGAAUCACUGAGACUAACGCCACCAGCUCAAGGAUCAUUUAGGGAAACAAUCACUGAUUUUACCUAUGCUGGUUUCACAAUUCCAAAAGGGUGGAAGACGUUUUGGUCAGUUCACUCGACACAUAAGAAUCCAAAGUACUUUUCUGAUCCAGAAAAGUUCGAUCCUUCAAGAUUCGAAGGAAGUGGUCCUGCACCUUUUACAUUUGUACCAUUCGGAGGAGGACCGCGUAUGUGCCCUGGAAAAGAGUAUGCUAGAUUGGAAGUGCUAGUGUUUAUGCACAAUGUAGUGAAAAGGUUUAAGCUUGAAAAGGAGAUUCCUGAUGAGAAGAUUGUGUUCCAUGCUUCUCCUGUUCCAGUUUAUGGCCUACCUGUUCGCCUUCUGCCUCAUGGAAAUUAACUUGAUCAUCAUACUGUUGUUCUUUUCAUUUGGUUUGGUAAAUCAUCAUCUCUAAUAUAGACCUGAAAAAUAAUUGUGAUGUAGUAUGUCAAUAACUUGUAUUAUCAAUUUAUGGAAAUGCAGUAUAUGUUAUACUCUACAAUUAGUUUGUGUUUACUAGUAAAGUAGUUCUGUUUCCAAGGGGAAAGAUACCUAAAUUUCACUAGAUUAGGACUUAAUUACUUAGAUUUCACCAUUCUAGUUUGUAAUAUUAUGUAUAUUAUCGGAUUUUGGUGCGCCUGGAUACGUCAAACACGUCGAGAAAUAUGUAUAUCGAAAUACAUGGGGUCAAAAUUAAGUGUAAUUUGCUCUAGAUACACUGUAUCCAAGUGGACUCGCAUGUAUUUGAGAUACAUAUAACCAAUUUCGCUCGUCUCUUCCAUCUCGCUCUCUAUAUACUCUCUAUGUAUUUCGUAUCCUAAAUACAUGUGGAUCACACCAAAUAUAUGUAUUUGUGUGUAUUUAGUGUGAUUGGCAUAUAUUUGAGAUACAUAACAAAUAUUGCUUGUCUUUCUCCCUAUUUUAUCCCGUAGCAAAAAUACAUUUAUUUAUGUGUAU
Molecule: messenger RNA, 2499 nt
Organism: Solanum lycopersicum (tomato)
Lineage: Eukaryota; Viridiplantae; Streptophyta; Magnoliopsida; Solanales; Solanaceae
Product: beta-amyrin 6-beta-monooxygenase-like
Biological process (GO): sterol metabolic process
Molecular function (GO): iron ion binding; oxidoreductase activity, acting on paired donors, with incorporation or reduction of molecular oxygen; heme binding
Source: RefSeq, a predicted model, not a curated record